Molecule: messenger RNA, 1915 nt
Organism: Onthophagus taurus
Lineage: Eukaryota; Metazoa; Arthropoda; Insecta; Coleoptera; Scarabaeidae
Gene: Zwilch
Product: zwilch kinetochore protein
Biological process (GO): mitotic spindle assembly checkpoint signaling; protein localization to kinetochore
Cellular component (GO): RZZ complex
Source: RefSeq, a predicted model, not a curated record
UGUCACCGUUACAAUAAUUUCAAACUCCAGACCGGUUUCUUACUUCCUUUAUCAUAAAAAAGUUUUUAAAGUCGUUCGCUUUACGUAUAAAAAUGUUUGCAACUUCUAAUGAAAAAUAUGAAAAAUUUAAGCUAUCACCACCUAGCUACUUAAGAGAAUUAACUUUAGAAGAAGGUGACGUUCUGUUAAUUUAUAAAAAAAUUGAUCCGCAGAUGGAACCAUGUGGUUCACCACGAAAUGAAGAGGAUGAUAAUUCUUUAGACUUAACAGGAAAUCCACUAGAAGUGGAUUUAAGUGCUGGCGAUGCUAGCUUGAAUAUAUCCUCAAUUGAUUAUGAAGAUACGUGGCUACCAGAAGAACUAUCUUUCGGAGGUUUAGAUAGGGCUACAAUUUUAGGUAGCGUAAAUUCUGAAUUAAUGCGAGGCGAAUUCAAUUUGAACAUUUAUGCAUUAUGUGAUGGAAAAAAUAAGAAAAAAAUUGUUCUACAAGGAGCAAAGCAAACCAAAACUAAUUUCAUUAGAUCGCAAGUAUUUAUUUUGGAUUGUUGUGGGAUGAGUGAAAGAAAUGAGAGGAUGAUGUAUUUACAAAAUGAACAUUUAAAAGAAUUUAGCCCAUCGGUUGAUUCGCAGUUAAAAACAUCGGUUUUAAUUAAGAGUACUCAUAAUUUGUAUGGCUCCGCAAAAUCAUUGUCAUUAAAAUCACGUUGUUCUGCAUCAAUCACUUGUAACGUUGAGUGGUCAUCUUUUCAUUAUGAUAUUCCAGACUGGGUUGAUUCAAUUAACUUGACAAUUAAAACAGUUAUUGGUCAUGAAGGAUCGGUGCUAAAUCAAUACUUUAAAGAGUUGAACCACCUAAAAUGUUUAAUCAAUCUAAUAACAAAAUCAAAUUCUGAUAUUCUUAGUGUUACAUUAAAUGAAUCAUCGAAACCCCAUGCCGAGAUACUUCAUGAUUUUGGAACAAUUUUUUCAAAAUCGUGUCCCAUAACUAAAUCAGAAGACAAUUUAAAUUUUGAAAAUUUACGUAAUAACGAAACUUACAUAACGGAUAUUGUAUGGAAUCUUUUUAUUCAAUGUGAAACUGUGGAAGAGUUACAACUCACAUUUCAAAGUUUAUUAGAAGGUUUUGUCUCAGCAAUUUAUAGGGCUUGUCCAUUUCAUUUUUCAGAUUUAGAAUUGAGUAUGAUUAAAAAAAUCCUAAGUGAAAUAUCAUCAAAGGGGAAAUUAGGAGUACCAACUUUAACUCCGAUUCUAUCAUUAAAGUUAUUAAUUGAUUGUGGAUUUGAAAAAUUGAAAAGGGAUUAUUCUUGCGUUUUAAUACGUUCUAAUUGUUUAAGAGAAUACGAAAUUAAACAAUUAUGGGAAAAUUCCAUAAAAGAUAUGAAUGGUAAAGAUUCAAAAUUAACUUCGAGAUUUGCUGUCAUGAAACUCAACACGAACUCCAACAUUGAAUGUAAUUUAGAUGAGACCUUUCUGCCAUUUGUUGAUGCUUUAAAAAAAUACCAAGCAUUAAUGUCGAUGCAUGUGGCCUGUGAUGUGUUAGCUUUGAGUUUAAAAUUUUCUAGUUUAUCAAGUUUAAAUGCAAAUAUCAAACAUAAAUUAUUAAAGCAGGAAAUUAAGGUUACCUCAAAUAACCCUCUAUUUGAGAUAGGAUGUAGCUUGGACAAGAAUUUUCUUAAAUACAUAAAAGAACCCACUAAUUUACACAUCAAAUUUACUUCAUCGAUUAGAAGGGAUACUACUGAAACUACUUUUUAUCAUACAACAAGUAAAUUAUUUCCUCCAACACUUUUUGAUGACUAUGAACCUUUUGAAGCACCACACUACUACGUCACUAAAAUGGUGAAAUAUGAUACCAAACUAAUUUAAUUUAAAUUGAAAUAUUUUGGUUAAAUAAGCGUUAAGUUUUUGUUUAACAU